Messenger RNA from Hemiscyllium ocellatum (epaulette shark), 2837 nucleotides. RefSeq names its product zinc finger CCCH domain-containing protein 10-like. Gene Ontology annotation, molecular function: metal ion binding. The record is from RefSeq and is a predicted model, not a curated record. NCBI's taxonomy places the organism in Eukaryota, Metazoa, Chordata, Chondrichthyes, Orectolobiformes, Hemiscylliidae. Bases 176 to 1378 code for a protein of 400 amino acids. The transcript has 2 exons.
UAGUAACCGAGCUGACUGAAAGGAAUUCAGGUUACGAAUCGCAACUCAUUGGCGUUAAGCCGCUCUUGUCUGGGAGGAGCUUUUUUUUGAUACUCGUUGUGUUUGGAGGAGUGAAGGAGCUGAACCGUAUGUUUUUGUGUACAGUGGCUGAGAAGCACAGAAAUAGUCUGUGAAGAUGCCGGAUAAAGAUAAUUUAUUUAACAGUGGUAAUGACGAGGCUGGCCACAGCUCAGAUGAUAUUUGCCGAGACUUCCUGCGCAAUGUCUGCAAACGUGGUAAGCGCUGCAAGUUCUAUCACCCUGAUAUUAAUGAAGUGUCUGACUUGGGCGUAAAGAAAAAUGAAUUUGUCUUUUGUCAUGACUAUCAGAACAAGGAGUGCACUCGCAUCAACUGCAAGUUUAUUCAUGGGACAAAGGAGGAUGAGGAGCAUUAUAAAAAGUCAGGAGAGCUUCCCCCACGCUUGCGCCUGACAGUGGCCAUGGGUCUUGGCCUUUCGCCAUCUGACCUCUCUUUUAAAAAAGGUGAGGUCCCAAUUUGUCGUGACUACUUGAAAGGUGACUGUCAACGAGGAUCUAAGUGUAAAUUCCGGCACUUAAAACGUGAUGAAUAUGAAUAUGAAAACAGAACUUUGGAGAGAUUGUCACGAGACCAAGUGAUUUCUCCUGUAGUGCGUCGAUAUGACCCAUUUGAUGACCUCUAUGACACUGAUCGCUAUGCUGAUUAUGACCAUGUUCUAAAGAGACGAAGAGUUGAUGGCUUGCGAUUUGAGAGUUAUGAUUUUAAUAUCCCAAAUUCGCGUCCAGUUGACUAUCGGUUUCUGGAGGAGGAGAAUCUGAUGCUUCGAAAGCGUGUUGAGGAACUCAAAAAACAGAUCUCAAAUUUAAUGGCAACUAAUGAGGUACUUUUGGAGCAAAAUGCACAUUUCCGCAACCAAACCAAGGUGGUCACGCUGACCUCCACUCCCACAGCAACAGAGCAAACACUGGCAGCACCAACUGUGGGUGCAAUCACCAAUUACAAUCAUGGAAUAGCACAGACUCACACCACUUUGAGCAGCCAAGCGCUUCAACCACGACCUGUCACCCAGCAAGACCUGGUGGCAACUGCUGGAGCUACUGCUGCACCACCUGCUAACGCUGCACCAACAGCCCAGCAUCUUAAUCCUGAGAUUGCUUCACUUCCUGCAGCGCUUGCCCAGACCAUUGCCCAGGGGAUGGCGCCUCCAGUCUCUAUGGCCCCAGUGGCUGUUUCUGUUGCACCAGUGGCAGUGUCAAUUGCACAAGCAAUGCCAGGAAUCACUAUUAGCCAUGCCACCACUCCAAUGGUUACUUAUCCAAUUGCAUCACAGAGUAUGAGGAUAACAGCAAUUCCUCACUGAGUGGUUAUAUGCAGGCUUUAGAAAAUGUUCUGUGUUUCUUUGUUGCUUCCCAUGAUGUGCAUUACAUAAAAAUGCACUCCAGAGUCAAAUAUAAUUCUGACCCAGCCUUUAGUUCUCUUUGUGAGUAAAUUCUUCCUCUUCAAUCUAUUGUUAUUUUUGGAUACUCGUUUAACCCCCCCCACUCCUGUUUUAGUGCACAGCUUGCCAAUCUUUGUAAAUCCAUCAUCUAAUAUAACUUUAAAACAGUUGCACAGGCUCUCCGGGGCGUUGCCUUCUAAAAGGUUUUGGGAUAAACAAGUCUCUGGGCUGUGGUGCUGCGCAAAAUAUUCAAACUGAUUCUGUAUCCCAAGCUUGGCUAUUUGCAUUCUUGACGCAAAAUUUUCAUAGCAUAUGAAAUUGUAAAUUAACAAAGCAAAAUAAAAAUAUUUUGAAGCUUUUGAUUGUGGAUAUUGCUGGCGCUGAAUGAUUGCUGCAUUUUCCCAGGUAGUGAUCACUGCACUCCAAAAACUAAUUCUCUGAAUCUUUUUGGAAUGUUUUGAUAUGACUGAGAUGUAAAUAAUUAUAAACCAUCCAGAAAGUACAAUUUAACCCUCACAAUUUUGAAAAUGCUCAUUACAUUGCUCUGUACCAAAGUGUUUAAUUAACUUGGAAGCCAUUGCGAUGAUUCUGUUUCUUAAUGACCCGAAAGUGUACUUUCAACUUUGUCAAUCUUCGCACAUUGGACCAAUCAGUAUGUAACAUAGGCUAUUCAAAUCCUGCCACACUGAUGGGAUUCAAAAUUUUUUUCUUUGCCAUCUGCAAGGAUGAUGCAUGACUGGAGGUUAAAAGAAUCUGAAUUCUGUUUCUGCUGGAAGCCAGUCUAUAACACAUUGGCAGUCUUACACUGGCCAGUUGACUGGAAGAAAUGGGAUGGGGAUUACACAGACUCUGUAGUUGUGCUCUUUUGAGCAUUAAAUAGUGUCACAGUAGAGUGAGUAUUUAAACUAUCCUUGCUGAACUCCCUGAUGCCAUUUGUCCUCGAGUUGUGUGAAUUCACAAUAUAAAAGAAAGGAAACUUCUGUUCACUUGACUCUUAAAGGCAAUAAAGCAAAUGUAGAGUGAAAUUGGAUAAAAAUAGUUAAAAGAGCAAAUGCCAGUGAUGAUUGCUCUGCACCUAAUUUGGGUCAGCGAUGCAGGAACUGCAAAACCUUUUGCAAAUUCUUGUUAAACUGGAAUAUAUAGAUAUAUUUUCACACCAAAUAUUGUAAUUUGUAUACAAAUUCAAGAAAUGUAUAACUUGUUCAGUUAAAAUAUACAGAAUAUUAAAAAAUACUUUGCACCUAAGGCAGCUUAACUGCUGACUUAUUUGGAGCCAGAAUGGAAGUGUUUGCACACAGUCUUUUGAAGUAUGCUGAGUCAAACUAUAAUGGAUUUGAGUGUGUGAACAUGAAUGUUCACUAUUUUUUCCCUUUAUCAAAAA